Messenger RNA from Saccoglossus kowalevskii, 501 nucleotides. RefSeq names its product ATP-binding cassette sub-family C member 9-like. Gene Ontology annotation, cellular component: membrane. Gene Ontology annotation, molecular function: ABC-type transporter activity; ATP binding; sulfonylurea receptor activity. NCBI's taxonomy places the organism in Eukaryota, Metazoa, Hemichordata, Enteropneusta, Harrimaniidae. Gene Ontology annotation, biological process: transmembrane transport; potassium ion transport. The record is from RefSeq and is a predicted model, not a curated record.
UUAUACAUAGUGCAAGGGGCUGUACAUAUCAUGACCAAUUUUUGGCUGUCAGAAUGGUCGGAAACUGGCGUUGCCACAAACAAUAAGACAGAGGCUCAAUUGGAUAAAGAAUUGGACUAUUAUCUCAAUGGAUAUGCAGGAUUUUCGUUCGGCUAUGCCGGUGUCAGUCUCUUAACAGUCGCCGCUAUCGUUAUAUGCUCUUUAUUUUCCAUUAGAAGAAUGUAUAUCAGACUGUUACGUAAUAUUGUUCAUGCGCCAUUGAGAUUCUUUGAUACAACCCCACUCGGUCGUAUAUUGAAUAGGUUUUCAACGGAUACACAGGUUAUAGAUCAGCGGCUAUGGAAGACGAUAGUUCAUAUAGCACAGGCGUCACUUCCUUGUGUCUCAGCUAUCGUUGUCAGUGCUGUGGUGACUCCAAUAUUUAUAGGUGUAGUGGCGCCUGUUAUUAUUCUCUAUUAUUUUGUACAAUCAUAUUUUCUAUCCUCUGCUCGGUGAGUGCAA